UUGGCUGCAGCUUGUCCGAUCUUUCGCUGCGCCGUAGCAGUCCUUGCACCACUUGGAAUUGCCCUAAGCCAUGGGAAGCAUCGUUGUGAGCUGCUUCCUGCUGCUCAGCGGGCUGUGUGCCUUUGCCGAUGGCAGUGCGUUGGGCUGUUUGGCGGAAAUCUUCCCAGAGGAGACCUGGGUGCAACUCGGGACCUUCGGUGACGCCUUCCGCAUCGCCCAUAUGACCUGCGUGGCCCUGGGGCAUAGCGCCGAGACCUGUCAGGAGGUCACAGGGCAGCCUUUCGAGCGAUUCAGCAAGCGCAUGGCCGGCCCCAUCCAAGUGGAUGAGCGACUCUGCGGUGACCUCACUGCGGCGUUUGCCAAGGUCAUAUCGUCGGCCACAACGCUGCCGGUCGCGGUGGCCGACAAGAUCCAGAGCUCCCAGCAACAAGUGGGAAGGUCCUUCCUGGAGAGGUCGAAGCGCUGCGUUUCAGCCGGCCUCGACUGCGAGGCGGCGGAGGUGGGUUCGUCUUCCGCCCCUGCCGAAGCUGAGCAAUGGUGCCCGGGCUUGCUCGAUUGGCUCCACCGCGAGGAGGGCUUUGGGCCCGAGGGCUACCACGUGAUUUGCCUGCAGCCGGCUGCACCGAGUGGGAGGGUUCCGCGCGGGAAGAUCCCGGCCUGGGUCUUCCGCAACGCCUCGGGCCUCGGCGCCGAGCGCGCAGCGCUGCCUCGGCCAUGGCGCAGCUUCCGCGCGGAGCUGCAGCGCCGCGCCAGGCUGCGGCCCAGCGGUAGGUGGGAGCUUCAUCCGUGGCAACUCUUCGACAUCCAGGGGAAGGUGGUGGAAGACAUGCGGGGCGCCUUGGGUGCUUCGCUGCUGCUGGCAUUCGAGGGAGGAGAGUUCCAAUACCCGGCGGUGCACCUGGGCUUCCGCCGUGAGGUGGGCCUGGGAAGGGCUGUGACCCUGACAACGGUGGCCCUGCGGCCGGUGGCCUUCCUCGUGCAGGGCGCCCUGAGCCGGAAGGAGGCCCGAACCUUGCAGAAGCUGGCGCGGCCGAGGCUGAACCAAAGCCAAGUGCUACAGCUGGACCCUGUCGCCGGAGCUGCGCAGCGGGACCCGCGCACGAGCUCCUCCACGUUUCUGCCAGAGGAGGAUGUGGUGGUAGACGUGCUGAACCGCUCGCGGCACUUGCUGCGUGUGCUGGGCCGUCAGGAGGGUGUGCAGGUUGUCAGGUAUCGGAAGGGCCAGCGCUACGCUGCCCACUGGGACUACUUCGACCCCAAACUCUUCCGGAAGCAGAAGGACGUGGCGGGCAGGCUGACGCACAGGCGGAACCGCCUGGCCACACUGCUCUUCUACCUCUCGAACACUUCCAAGGGCGGCGCCACGGCCUUUCCCAUGGCCUACGGCGCCUCCAGACCCCUGGACCCUGAGGAUUGCGAGCCGUGGCUGCAGGUGCCUGCAAGCAAAGGAACAGGACUGCUUUUCUACAACUUGCAUGCGGACGGCCGCCCUGAUGUGUCUUCCAACCACGCGGGCUGCAAGGUGGAGGAUGGCGAGAAGUGGGCGGCCAACAUUUGGGCAUGGAAUUCGAAGAUCCAGGAGGUGCUUGACCCUGAUUUCGAUGAUGAGCUCUAAGCAGCCGAGGGGUGUGUCACAACUACGGGCUUCCACUUUCAAGGAAACUGCCAUGACACCUUGAGGAGGUCUGUAAGUUUGGCGCGGAUCCCGGCAGUGUAGAGUGCGGGCUGCUUCCCAAGUCUGAAGCAGGUAGUGCUCGUGCAGCUGCGAGGGGAUGUUGCUUCAAUGGGUGCUGAAGCCUCCUUUCGCAGCUGGUGGAGCUUUUUGGGGCUUACAAAGUGUGCACCGCCUACCUUGUGCAAUCUCAAUGUCUGUCGAGA
Messenger RNA from Effrenium voratum, 1878 nucleotides. Lineage: Eukaryota; Dinophyceae; Suessiales; Symbiodiniaceae. The record is from the annotation of a GenBank genome assembly.